Messenger RNA from Hansenula anomala, 980 nucleotides. RefSeq names its product SDR family oxidoreductase. The annotation marks the transcript as partial. The record is from RefSeq and is a predicted model, not a curated record. Lineage: Eukaryota; Fungi; Ascomycota; Saccharomycetes; Phaffomycetales; Wickerhamomycetaceae. The transcript has a single exon.
GCUCUAUACAGCUUCAAGACUAUAUAAGUCCAGAGAAGUCACCUCUUGAAAUUUUGAAUCAAGUGCUGUUUUCUUGUGUAUAUCAUUGAUCAAGAAUAUCAUUAAAGCUUAGUCAAACUUCAAGCGUUCCAAAUUCGAACUUCAUAAUGUCCUCAGAUAUUGCUAUUGUCUUUGGUGCCGGUGCCAGAGUUGGAAAUGCAGUUGCCAGAAAACUUCUAUCCAACAAUUACAAAGUUGUUACUGUUUCAAGAAAAGAUUUCAAAAUUGAUGAAUUUCCUGGUACUCACUUCCAUUUCCAAGGUGACUUGAAAAACCUUGACCUUGUUCCAGCUGUUUUUGCUAAAACUAGGGAAUUAUUUGGUGAACCAAGAGUUAUUGUCUAUAAUGCUGCUGCUAACACCAAAUUGACCAAAACUGUUGAUGAAUUCCUUUCAGUCACAGGUGAAGAAUUUAACACUGAUCAAAAUAUCAAUGUUAGUAGUGUCUUUUUAUCAGUCCAAGAAUCAAUCAAAUCCUUUGAUAAAAUUACAUCCACUGAUAAACCAAAAGCUUUCAUCUUUACAGGAAACAUGCAAAAUCUAGUUCCUAUGCCACUGUUAACAACCCUAGGUAUUGGCAAAAGUGCUACUUUCGCAACUCUUUCAAUUGCUGAUAAGUUGGUUGGCUCAAAAGGCUACAGAUUCUAUUAUGCUGAUGAGAGAACUGCUCAAGGUACACCAGCUUUCCAAAACUUGAGUGCUGAAGCUGCAGCUGAAUUUUACUUUGAUCUUGCUGAAAACUCAAACGAAGAUAUUCCAGUUGAAGCCACAUAUGUUUUAGGUAAGGGCUAUGUUAAAUUUUGAAUGAGCUUUCCAAUAUCAUUUGAUUAGCUAACCGGAUAGAAUUGAUACUGUUUGGUGGAGAAAUUUUCUAGUUAUUGUUUAUUUGGCUAUUAAAUACAUUAUCCAUUCGCGGUAUAUUUGCAAACCAGUAGAACCCCC